AUGAAGAAACUGGCAGCACGAGGAAUUGGAAUCGUUAAGCGGAAAGCUGACAUCAUCAGCUGUGAACAGGAAGAUAUCCUGUGGGAUAAGGGAAUCCUCGGAGAUGACACACCCCAGAAACUACUGGACACGCUGCUUUAUCUGAAUGGCAUUUCCUUCUGUUUGAGGGGAGGUGAAGAACACCAUUCGCUUAAACUUUCAAAUUUCUCAUUUGUGGAGAAAAAUGGUAUUAUGCACCUGAAAUACUGUGAAGGAAUAACGAAGACAAACAGCGGCGGGUUAAAACACAAAGCUCUUGACAGAAAGACUAUAGUGGUGGGCCCAAAUGCUGAGAAGAAGGAACGCUGUCUUGUCCGGUUACACCAAAAGUACUUGUCACUAAGGCCGCAGUCUUGUGACACUUUCUAUCUGAGGCCUCUAAGGUACCCAAAAGUCGACGUGUGGUUCUGCACCGUUCCUAUCGGGAGACAAACCCUAGGAGGCGUCGUGAAGCGUUUAUGCGCAGAAGCUGGUUUCACGGGUUUCUUUACCAACCACUCACUGAGGGCAACUGUUGCAACGAGGCUGUAUGAGCAGGGAUUUGACGAGCAGCUCAUUUCCGAGAGAACAGGACAUCGGUCGACUGCUAUUCGCAGUUAUAAGAGAACGAGCGACCAUCUCCUUGAUCUCGUCGAUAAUGCAGUUCAGAGAAAGAGAUCGAGUCCACUUUCCACAUUUGUACCUUCCUCUACUGGCACACGAAUGCCACCCUCAUCUACCGCUGGAACACCAAUGCCACCCUCCUCCGUAUCACCCACAGAUGGUCUGACUGUUCCCUCCCCGCUGGAAAUUUGUCUUGAGCGGAACGGAUCCAAACUGACAUUUAAAAUGUAA
Molecule: messenger RNA, 873 nt
Organism: Haliotis rufescens (red abalone)
Lineage: Eukaryota; Metazoa; Mollusca; Gastropoda; Lepetellida; Haliotidae
Product: zinc finger MYM-type protein 2-like
Exons: 4
Coding region: 1-873 (290 amino acids)
Biological process (GO): DNA recombination; DNA integration
Molecular function (GO): DNA binding
Source: RefSeq, a predicted model, not a curated record